Oncorhynchus nerka (sockeye salmon) is the source of this 6208-nucleotide messenger RNA. Its product is annotated as peroxisome proliferator-activated receptor alpha-like. The transcript is spliced from 7 exons. The coding region runs from base 190 to 1629 and encodes 479 amino acids. Gene Ontology annotation, molecular function: DNA-binding transcription repressor activity, RNA polymerase II-specific; zinc ion binding; nuclear receptor activity. Gene Ontology annotation, cellular component: nucleus. Lineage: Eukaryota; Metazoa; Chordata; Actinopteri; Salmoniformes; Salmonidae. Gene Ontology annotation, biological process: hormone-mediated signaling pathway; negative regulation of inflammatory response; positive regulation of transcription by RNA polymerase II. The record is from RefSeq and is a predicted model, not a curated record.
UAUGUGGGCGAUUUUGACAGCAGCAGAGUUGUUUAGGAGACAAACAAGGACGUGUUGAAGGGGACAAUUCUUUCCCUCCUUGUUCCACUCGAACUCGCACAGACAGCUUCUCAACGCACGGAGGUUUCUGACGGGAUGUCGGUUUCCGAUCGGGCUGUCCAUUGUAAGGUAGAUCGAUUUGUCUGAUGAAUGAUCCUUCCCCUAGUCCCGUCCUCCGUCAUGGUCGACAUGGAGAGCCACUGCCGGCCUCCGUCCCCCCUAGAGGAUUCGGUGCUGGGCAGCCCGCUGUGUGGGGACUUCAUCGGGGGCAUGGAGGAGCUGCAGGACAUCUCCCAAUCCAUCCACGGUGAUGCCCACAGCUCCUUUGACGUCCCUGAGUACCAGUCCCAGUCAAGUAACGGCUCUGGCUCUGAAGGAUCCACCUUUCUAGAUGCUCUGACCCCAGCCUCCAGUCCAUCGUCGGGAGUGUAUGGGGCGGUUGCAGGGCAGGAAGAGUUCUCCUCCACCUCGCUCAACCUGGAGUGUCGGGUGUGUGCCGACCGCGCCUCCGGAUACCACUAUGGAGUUCACGCCUGUGAGGGCUGCAAGGGUUUCUUUCGGCGGACCAUCCGCCUCAAGCUGGAAUAUGACAAGUGUGAACGCCGAUGUAAGAUCCUGAAGAAGAACCGGAACAAGUGCCAAUACUGCCGCUUCCAGAAGUGCCUGUCUGUGGGCAUGUCCCACAAUGCGAUCCGUUUUGGUCGGAUGCCCCAGUCAGAGAAGCUGAAGCUGAAGGCAGAGAUCCAGACGGGGGACAUGGAGGUGGAGGACCCUGAGCAAGCCGACCAGAAGACCCUGGCUAGGCACAUCUAUGAGGCCUACCUCAAAAACUUCAACAUGAACAAGGCCAAAGCCCGCACCAUCCUCACCGGAAAGACCAGCACUCCACCAUUUGUCAUCCACGACAUGGAUACCCUCCAGCUGGCAGAGCAGACCCUCGUUGCCAAGAUGGUGGGCACGGCUGGGGGCCAUCUGCUGGAGAAGGAGGCUGAGGUCCGCAUCUUCCACUGCUGCCAGUGCACCUCCGUGGAGACGGUCACAGAGCUGACUGAGUUCGCCAAGUCUGUCCCCGGCUUCUCCAGCCUGGACCUGAACGACCAGGUGACUCUGCUGAAGUAUGGAGUGUAUGAGGCGCUGUUCGCCCUGCUGGCCUCAUGUAUGAACAAGGAUGGCCUCCUGGUGGCCUACGGAUCGGGCUUCAUCACCAGGGAGUUUCUCAAGAGUCUGAGGAGGCCCUUCAGCGACAUGAUGGAACCCAAGUUCCAGUUCGCCAUGAAGUUCAACGGGCUGGAGCUGGAUGACAGUGACCUGGCCCUGUUUGUGGCCGCCAUCAUCUGCUGUGGAGACCGUCCCGGCCUGGUGAACGUUGGCCACAUUGAGCGCAUGCAGGAGAACAUUGUUCAGGUACUGCGGCUCCACCUGCUGGCCAACCACCCAGACGAUACCUUCCUCUUCCCCAAGCUGCUGCAGAAACUGUCCGACCUCCGGCAGCUGGUCACCGAGCACGCUCAGUUGGUCCAGGAGAUCAAGAAAACAGAGGACAUGUCACUCCACCCCUUGCUGCAGGAGAUCUACAGAGACAUGUACUGAGACACUGAGCCCAGAAAGGAGGGUGGGGGCUGUGUCACACACCCACCUCACCCUCCAUCUUGGGGACAUGUACUGAGUCUAGAAAGGAGGUUGACCUCCAUUUUGGGGACACAUGCGUGAACAGUCUCUCUGAAUAGUCCCACCAUGAAAGGAUUGAACCACUGGACCCCCAGAUGCAGGGUUGCUCGUCUUUCAGACAGGACCGGUCAGGACAAUAGGACUAUAUUCUGGGCAACUGUAGUGGGGUCCACUACCCCCACAGGGACCUAUAUGGCCAUAUUACCUGUGUGGAUGGGCAAUGUGAAGCUGAACUGAGUGUCCUGUUCCAACUAGAGUUAGUGUUAGUGUCCUAACUAGAGAACAUGUAUUGGGCUGGGUUUAGACACCUUUGUCCAACGUCAGAAAUAAGUACACGGAUCAAAUAAUCAAUUGCUUGUUUAGAUAACAGUGGCUGUGUUUAGACAGGCAGCCCAAUUCUGAUAUUUCUUUCACUAAUUGGUCUUUUGACCAAUCAGAUCAGCUCUGAAAAAGAUCUGAUAUGAAAAGAUCUGAUGUGACUGGUCAAAAGACCAAUUAGUGGGAAAAAGAUCAGAAUUGGGCUGCCUGUCUAAAUGCAGCAUAUGAUUCAGUCAGACUAUAGCCACAAGAGUCCCUGCUACAGGGCAUCCCUUUCCUAUACGGUACACACAUCUCUGACCUAAUCAGGCCCUUGAGUGAUGAACAGCAGGACGUAUCGACAGAAUCACCACUCCAGCAGUAUCUUUAUAACCAUGUCAUUUUGUAACGAACUUCAGAGUGAGAGAAAAGAAUGAUAAUGUUGCACACCUAUUUUGCAGUAAAGACACCCAAGCGACUUCAAUGCCGAAUACAGACUUCAGAUGUGAGUGACUGUGUCUGUCUCACUGUAAGGCAGCUUUUUAGCGAUUGGAUGUUCUCCCCCAGUGAGGUUAUGGGAUUGCAUGGUCAAUAAGGUCCUCAUGAGUGUCGGUCUCUGUCACUGCCGGUGUGUGUGUCUCUCCUAUAUUCAGUUUCCUAACACUGUACCAGGUUACUGUCCCUCGGAUGUGGCUGCAGCGGCUCAAAAUCCAACUCACAGUACAAGUAAAUGUAACAUAUUGCUUAAUUCAUUUGGGGAAACCUCUCCUGUGUGUUUCUAAGCUCUUGCUCCUGCUUAGGCUAUAACUUAUCAUGUCUAAGAAAUGUGGAUUCCUCUGGGGGGGAAAAAAUGACUUUAGCUAUAAUUGUUAAUUUAACAUUUGCAUAUUUGCUAAUGUUAUCAUGAAUGAGGCUACAGAGUUUCAGAAAGUGCUCCCCAUAUUUCCCACUGAGUUUUUAGUCCUUUGCUCUUUUGGGCAAAGACCCACAGCCUCAGUUGGAGGGACACAUUAUUGGCAGCCACAGGUCUCCGUUGUUUAAACGUCAGUUACUCAUCAGUCAUACUUCCAUCGAGAAUUCACUAUGUGAUGGUUUUCACAUACCUUGACCUUCCACUCAUUUUCCUCUCCUAUCUAGACCAAACUCUAACAUGGAGGCUUUGGUGUGCAUUAUAUUCAUUUUAUAAAUUGAUUUCAAAGAUUUUUCAUUUUCAAUACUUUCACAAACAAAAGUAAACAAAGGACCAUGUCAAUAGUGUCAUGUGUUUAGUGUAUAGUGUGUAAUAGUGUGUUCCCCCCACCGUUCAGAACAUGGCUCCAUCAGGACAUUUGUUUGUAAGUGGUUUGAUUUCAUUCAAAACAGACUGAUUUGGAAAUGACCAAUCAGAGAUGCACUGUGUAAAUGCACCCACAACGCAACACUAAAGCACAGUGUGCUUACGAGAUAUGAUAUGAGACUCUUUUAUAUACUGUAAUAUUUGGCACUCCAUCUUGUUUUGUAUACUGGUAUUAAAAGGGCUAAUAUGACUUCAAACUAUAUUAAAACCUUAACAAAGGCAGAUUGAGAGCAGAUUUACAGCAUUUUAAGCCAUUAACUAGACAGCCUUCUCUCUCUCUCUCUCUCUCUCUCUCUCUCUCUCUCUCUCUCUCUCUCUCUCUCUCUCUCUCUCUCUCUCUCUCUCUCUCUAUAUAUAUAUAUAUAUAUAUAUAUAUAUAUAUAUAUAUAUACAUCUCUAUAUAUAUAGACUAGGGUCCAGUGGGUAUUUUGCUACUAUUUACACCUGUCUGUUUUAUCUAGUAGAGAUGAAAUACUAAAGCUGCCUCAUCAAACCAGCCAUCAAUCCUUCCCAGAACUGUUGAGAAUGUUUCAAAGACAGAAUGAAAUGAUCUUUCCUGUGUGCAUACUUUUCUGAUGGAAAGGAUAUACAAUACGUGUGUGUAUUUUCCGCGAGGGAAUGUUUUUUGUUCUUUGCUUACCGUAGCAAAUUGUCAUGAAUCCACAAAUCAAUGUUUUUUAUUGGUGUAAUGGACCUAGCUUCACUCUCUGCACCAUGUUCUAUUAAUGCUUUGUACAUAGAUUCAGUGAUUAUGUGAUCGCUUGUCCCAACUAUAACCAGAGGUAUGCAAGAUACUAACUAUUAUUGGGUAUGCUUUGUAUUCCUUUUUGUCUGGUAAAUACAUUUCAAUGUUUUAAAUGGUACAGAAAUAUAGGUAUGUUUUUGAUUAAGCGCUACCUAAUUUGACAAUGUUUAUAAUUGAGUUGGAUCAUAUUUUUAUACUAAAGCAUAUAUAUAUAUAUAUAUAUAUAUAUAUAUAUAUAUAUAUAUAUAUAUCAGAAAUGGUUUCGUUGAAUAACUAGGCUGAAAAAUGCAAUGUAAAUAGAAUAGCUAAGUAUCUGGUGAUACAACCAUAGACGUGAUUCCCACUGGGGACAUUCCUUUGGUUAAUUCCCACACUAGAGAGAGAGAGAGAGAGGGAGAGUUAACAUGUUCUCUAUGUGCUGUGCUUCGGUGUAGGGAUACUAAAAGCACUCAUAGCAAAUAUCAACACUUGAACGCAAAACCUUUCAUGGGUUAUUGACACUAUUUUCACUCAACAACAUGAUCUGGAUAUAUUAUUCGUCUUGAACAUGCAUAAGUAAAUCAUCAGCGUUAAGACUGGUAAUAAGCUAUCGUGGCACAGAUCCUACAUCAAUACUGCAGGUUUCCUUCUAUGCUAUGGUCUCAGGUGGAAGAUUAGGUAAUAAAGGGGAUGAUUAGGGCGUCAUUUCACUAUUCAGAACAUAAAUGCUCCAGAACUGCCUCAUUAUGUUCUUCAAGCCAAACGGUUUGUUGUUUUUGUGGCCCUACUAUAUAUCCCUUCUCUGUUCUGAUACAUGUACAGUAUAGUAUAACAUUACACACUCAUAACUUGUCCACAAUGAACAGCUAAAUGCAGUAAAGAUGCAGUAUAUUGUUUAUUAGAAACUGAGUGUUUCGAGCCCUGAAUGCUGAUUGGCUGAUAUUUCAGACCAUAUACCAUGGGUGUGAUGACAAAACAUGUAUUUUUACUGCCCUAAUUACGUUGGUAACCAGUUUAUAAUAGCAAUAAGGCACCUCUGGGGUUUGUGGUAUAUGGCCAAUAUACCACAGCUAAGGGCUGUAUCCAGGCACUCCGAGUUGCGCAUAAGAACAUCCCUUAGCCGUGGUAUAUUGGCCAUAUACCACACCCCCUCUGGCCUUAUUGCUUAAUUAACAUGCUUCCGCUGUAUCAAGCGUUUUACUGGCUUCCCUCCUCACUCGCUGCUGUGUUCUAACUUACUUAAUUAUAAUCAUUAUAAUCAUGCCAUAUGUUAGAUAACUGAAUUUCAAGCUGCCUGUAAUGGCAGUUCUACAAUAUCUAUUGCUCUGCGAAAUGCAUCGCUGCAUUAAUCCACUAGAUUCUAGAAUCACAAGGUGAACAGAACACAUUAGGGAGUAAACUCAACCCGUGCCUUAACCUAUGACAUACAACACUAGACACAAUGGAGUCAAGUAAAGCUGUACACAGUUCUGUACAGUUCUGUGUCCUCCUGCCAGAAGCUGCUGGUAUGGAUAUGAUACUACACAGUACAGAGAUACACAAAGAGAGGAUAUGGCGUCAUGACAUAAUUAGGGAAGGUUUCAAAUUUGUGAUAGGCAGACAGACCAUUGUUGAAUCUGUGGAACAUAACGACUGUUUGGAAUUACAUUCCUCCACAUUAGAGAGAUUGCUCUCUUGCAAUAGUGUAAAUACAAACAAGAUUAUAUAAUGGUUCAAACACUAGAGGAAAAACCCAGAGGAGAAGUUAUGUGAUUGGUAAAUUGAAGAUGUCUGCUACCCUUAAGGAUCUAUAUUGUUUUGUGUUGAAUUGACAAGGGACUUUUGACAAGUAUCAGGGAAAAUAUUGUGUCCCUUAGUUUAUACUAGCUCAGGACAUAGCGAGGUACUGUUCUUUUAUUUUUCAAGUGAGUUUAUAGUGCCCUGCCAUACAGCACACAUAUAAUAAUAAUAAUAAUAAUAAUAACAAAUACAGCUCUGCAGAGAUGAUGAGUGCAGAAGAUAUAGGAAAAGGUUUGUAUUUUUGUAGUAAAGAGUUGAUGCAGUGUUUUUAUGGCUAGUGUCAUGCAAAGAGACUGGAGACAGUCUUUGGAUGCUUUGUUUAUGUAUACUGUGGCUUGGUAACAAUAAAGUACAUUUUUGAUGAA